Messenger RNA from Eptesicus fuscus (big brown bat), 5439 nucleotides. RefSeq names its product DLEC1 cilia and flagella associated protein (gene DLEC1). The record is from RefSeq and is a predicted model, not a curated record. Bases 1 to 5247 code for a protein of 1748 amino acids. Lineage: Eukaryota; Metazoa; Chordata; Mammalia; Chiroptera; Vespertilionidae. The transcript has 37 exons. Gene Ontology annotation, biological process: negative regulation of cell population proliferation.
AUGGAGCCCGGACAAGCCAGAGACCGCCGCUCCUCCAAGUCUGGAUCCUACGCGUUCGCGGGGGCAACAUGGACGACAACCUCGCGUCUGUCGCGGAUCUGCAGCCCCAGCCAGUCCGUCUGGCUGUCCUCCCUCGCUUACCCCGAGUCUUUCCAUCACAGCUUCAGGGGGCGGCCCCGCCGCUUCUCGCAGCCCACGCUCCCACAGCUGCCCGAGCCGCAACUGCUGCGCCUGCGCCCCACCUCCCUGCGCACCCAGGACAUCUCGCACCUGCUCACCGGCGUCUUCCGCAACCUGUACACGGCCGAGGUGUUCGGCGACGAAGGGAGCACAAAUUUGAUCAAGGCCCGCGGCAGCGAGGAUGAGGUCCACGAGGAGUUCGUGGAUGAGCUGCAGCAGAUUCGGAAGUCCUAUAAGCAGCGGUUGGAUGAGUUUGAAAUGUUGGAGAGACACGUCAUUCAGGCCUGUGCACGGGCCAUUUCGGAGAGGGAGCGGGCCAUGUACCAGGCUAAAGUCCAGGAGCUUGAGCCCAUCAUCAAGAUGCCUCCAGUGAAGACCAUCUUCAGAUGGUGUGUGGACAACAAGUUGCUGCAGAAGUACCACAUGAUCUGCCCGAACGAUUACUACAGCGACCCAGUGCCCUUUUCCUCGGCGCCUAAAGGCAACCGCGAGCCUGGAUAUUUGAAACUGACCUUCAGUUGUGAGAAGCGUUCCACCCCGAAGAAGGAGUGGACCAAGAAGCCCGAAGCUCGGUGCAGGAGGAUUCGCCGGAAGACUGAGGACGAGUCCGACUACACCAUGGACAGCCUGACGUGGGAAUCCUCUUUAAAGGCCAAAGGCGGGACCACAGAAACGGCCAAGAAAGCAAGCCCACCGCAGAAUAAGAGCUGGAUGAACCACCUGCGCAUGCCCCAGAGGAAACUGGAGCGGCAGCUCCUCGCCAAAAUGGAGAGCCGGACCUGCUUCCUGAGAAACCCUCGCUUCUUCCCUCCUAACACGCCGCGUGGAGGCAAGUCCCUCAUCUUUCCUCCCAGGAAGCCGGAGGGAGGCUUCCAGAGUGGAGAGCUGAGCCCUGCCGAUGUGCCGGUGUUCAUCGCCCACCCACCAGUCGUAUUUUUCACAGAUUAUGAAAUUGGAUCCGUUUAUGAGAUGGCCAUCUCCCUGCAGAACACCACCUCGACCAGCCGCUACCUGCGAGUCAUCCCGCCCGCGACCCCGUACUUCUCUCUGGGAUUGGGAAUGUUCCCAGGAGACGGUGGGAUGGUGGCUCCUGGAAUGAUCUGCCAGUACAUUGUCCAGUUUUUCCCCGACUGCCUGGGGGACUUCGAUGAUUUUAUUCUGGUUGAGACCCAGUCAGCCCACCCACUCCUGGUCCCCCUGCAGGCCCGGAGGCCGCCCCCAGUGCUGACGCUGUCGCCCGUGCUGGACUGCGGUUACUGCCUCAUCGGGGAGAUGAAGGUGAGCACGUUCCUCUGCAAAAACGUGGGCUUCAGCGCCGCCAAGUUCUGUGUGAUCCCCAAGAAGACCUGGCCGCCCACGAGUUUCAGGGCUAUCACAACCUCUGGCUUCGUUGAGCAACCUCCCUUUGGGAUCAUGCCUUCGGUGUUCGAGCUGGCUCCGGGGCAGGAGAUACUCAUGGAGGUCUGGUUUCUCCCAACGAGCUUUGGAAAGUCAGAGCAGACCUUCGUGAUCACGUGCGACAACUGCCAGAUAAGGGAGCUGGUGACGUCAGGAAUGGGGCAGCUGGUUGCUUUGGAGCUGGUCUAUAUUUCUGGUGAGAAAAGUCAGCCGGAGCCUGGAGAGCUCACGGACCUAACAGCCCAGCACUUCAUACGCUUUGAGCCUGAAAACCUUCAGUCCACAGCGAGGAAACAGCUGCUUAUUAGAAAUGCUACGCACGUGGAGCUGGCCUUCCACUGGCAGGUCAUGAUGCCCAACCUGCAGGCCCUGAUGCCCGGGGAGCCCUACAGCCCGGACCGCAUCAAGUGCCACCCCGACAGGGAGACGGCCUUCGCCAUGACCCCCGAGCGGGGCAUCCUCACCCCCUACGCAGACCACGAGUUCAUCCUGAGCUUUUCCCCUCACCAGCUGAAGGAUUUUCACAGCGUUUUCCAGAUGGUGAUAGAGGAGGUCCCAGAGCUCGAGGGCUCGGACCUGGAAACCCCCUCCUACACCGCGAGCGACGUGAUCGUCCUGGAGAUCGAGGUGAAAGGCUCGGUGCAGCCUUUCCAGAUCCUCCUGGAGCCGUACGCCCUCAUCAUCCCCGGGGAGAACUACAUCGGCCUGAACGUGAAGAAGGACUUCAAGAUGUGGAACAACAGCAAGUCCCGCAUCCGGUACAUGUGGGGGAAGAUCUGCGACUGCCACAUCAUCGAAGUGGAGCCCUGCGCGGGGAGCAUCGCGUCCAGCGAGGUCGAGGACUUUGAGCUGAAGUUCACCGGGGGCGUCCCGGGCCCCACCAGCCAGGACCUGCUGUGCGAAAUCAAAGACUCCCCGUGGCCAGUGGUGCUACACAUCGAAGCCACGUUUAAGGGGCCGGCCCUCGUCAUCAGCGUCUCAGCCCUGCAGUUCGGGCUGCUGCGCCUGGGGCAGAAGGCCACCAAGUGCAUCCGCAUCCAGAACACCAGCCCGCUGCCGGCCACGUGGCACAUGCAGGAGAGCGCCGUCUGCCUGGAGGAGCGGCGGGAGGAGGUGUCUCCGUUCGACAUUGAGCCCUCCGGCGGCCAGGUGCACCCUCUGGGGGAGUGCAGGGUGAGCAUCACCUUGGAGGCUCGUCAGGCCCAGUGUCUGCAGACCGUCCUGGUGCUGGAGGUGGUGAACGGGCCCUGGAGCUACCUCCCCGUGUACGCCGAGGUGCAGGAGCCUCACGUGUACCUGCAGAGCAGCCAGGUGGUGGUCAGCAGCCUCUACCUGGGCGUGCCCACGAAGGCAGACAUCACACUCAUCAAUGGCACGCUCCUGCCCACCCGCUUCCACUGGGGCAGACUCCUGGGGCACCAGGCAAGCUUCUGCAAAGCAAAAGUCUCCCCGAGACGUGGCACCCUGGGCCCCGGCGAGGAGCUCCAGCUCAGCCUGGAGCUGACCGCUCAUACCCAGGACGAGCUGACCGACCUGGCCCUCCCUUGUACCGUGUCCGGCAUGAAGGAGCCGCUGGUUCUGGGCAUUUCUGGGAAACCCCAGGGACUGCACGUGAGCAUCACCAUCCCUACGGAGGGCGCCAAGAGCAGUGUCCCCGGCACAGAGCCAGGCCACAAGGAGGAGCUCCGCCUGGACUUCGGCGCGACAGUGCCACUGAGGACCUGCGUGAACCGCCAGCUCAUCCUGACCAACUGCUCCCCGAUCCAGACCUCUUUCACCCUCAAGUUCAAGUACUUCGAGAGCCCUCAGAAACGCCUGAGCCAAAAGCCCAGCGUCCCCGACGUGUCUCCUGCCCUGCUGAAGACGGACCGGAUUCGCCAGCAGUUGGCCAAGCGGGAGCAGCUGGAGUUCAUGGAAAACAUGUUGUCUCACGGGAAAGGAGCAUCCUUCUUCCCCCACGUUUCCCAGGGCACGCUGGACGCCCACCAGCAGCUCCGCAUCGACAUCACAGCCUGUGCGAACAUGUGGGGCGAGUACUGGGACAGCCUCAUCUGCAAGGUGGGAGACCUGCCGCCCUCAGUCAUCCCGGUGCACAUGGUGGUGGUGGGCUGCCCCAUCAGCUCUCUGAGGACCAACUACACCGCUGACCCGCUGCAGAAGGAGCCUGUCCUCAGGUUCAGCACGCAGGUCUCUGGAGGAGAGACAGUCACCCGUGUCCUUCGCCUGAAUAACUCCAGCCCCUGUGACAUCCGCCUGGACUGGGAGACCUACGCUCCGGAGGUGAAGGAGGACCAGCUGCUGGAGCUGCUGGUGUUUUACGGGCCCCCUUUCCCGCUGCGGGACCAAGACGGAAACGAAGUCCUGUGCCCCGAGACCCCGGAGAGCAGCAGCUCCUCCCAGUCCCCAAGCGUCUCUAACGGGUCGUCGGAGUCGUCCUCCAGCUCGGAAGCGGCCCAUUCUGCCGAGAGCAGCGCCAGCGCCAGCGCCAGCGACAGGGCCGCGCCCAUCAUCUCGGUGGUCCUGCAGGAGCACGAGGGGGUGCCCUCGGACCACCUGUACCGCAUCAGCCCCAAGCAGAUGGUGGUCCCUGCAGGGGGCAGCAGCGCCAUCUCCAUCUCCUUCACCCCCAUGGUCCUCGGCCCCCACGUCCUGCACAAGGUGGAGUGUGUUGGCUACGCCCUGGGCUUCAUGAGCUUGGACAGCAAGGUGGAAAGGGAGCUUCCAGGGAGGCGGCGGCGCCUGCAGGACUUUGCCGUGGGCCCCCUGAGGCUGGACCUGCAGGGCUUCGUGAGGCCCGCACAGCUAAGCGUGGAGCGGGACUACGGCGGCGGCAUGCAAUUCCGGCUCCAGGCCAGUGACCUCAUCCCCGAGCAGCCCUGUGCAGGGGUGCUGAGUGAGCUGGUGACCACCCAUCACCUGAAGCUGACCAACACCACAGACAUCCCGCACUACUUCCGGCUCCUGGUCUCCAGGCCCUUCUCCGUGUCUCAGGAUGGAGCUAGCCGCGCCCGCAGAGCUCCUGGCGCUGGCUGGGAGCAGGAGUGUGAGGAGGGGUCGGCCGCAGCCGGCAGGCAGCUGGUGCUCCACCCGCAGGAGAACAUGCUGGUGGACGUGUCCUUCUCGCUCUCCCUGGAGCUGCUCUCCUAUCAGAAGCUCCCGGCUGACCAGAUGCUGCCCGGAGUGGACAUUCGGCAGAGCGGGAGUGGAGAGAAAGAGAUGGUGUUUACCCAGAAUCUGCUCCUGGAGUACGCCAACCAGACCACUCAGGUGGUGCCCCUGCAGGCCACCGUGGCUGUGCCCGAGCUGCAGCUCUCCACCAGCUGGGUGGAUUUCGGGACCUGCUUUGUGAACCAGGAGCGAGUCCGGGAGAUCUACCUGAUGAACCUGAGUGGCUGCCGGAGCUACUGGGCCGUGCUGAUGGGCCAGAAGGAGCUGGACCAGGAGCCUGCGGCAUUCAGGGUCUUCCCGAGCAGUGGGCUGCUGGAGGCACGCUCUGUCAACGCGCCUCCCACCUCCAUCGUCCUGCAGGUUCUCUUCACCGCCAGGAGCAGUGAGCUGUAUGAGUCCACGCUGGUGGUGGAAGGUAUGCUCGGCGAGAAGGCCUGCACCCUGAGGCUCCGGGGCCGAGGCUCUUACGACGAGAGAUUUGUGCCACCCUACCAGCUCUGAGGCUCUGCCCUCAGAACCACCGCACCCCCCAGCCAACUCUGGAAAUAAACAUGGCCCAGAGCCAAGGACAGGUGUGCUGUGCAGGGCACACGCUCGAGGACCCCUGAGCAGCGCCUGGACGGCGCGUGCUGGUCUCAGCUCAGGUCCUGCAUGGCCGUCCUCUGAGGCCGCCGCACCGUGCAGACUGUGGUG